UUUUAGCUCAUUUCUGCUCUUCGGUUCUAACGAAGCUUGGGUUGAAGAAGCGUUCUUCAAGCUCAAACUCUGAGUCUCUGAGUGAGGCGCUUCUCCGAUCUUAGCCAGCCUACCGCAACGACACCGCUUCGAUCAAUGAAGAGAAAUAAACGACCGCCAACCAACAGAAACAGACCCCCAAAUCAAGAAGACGACGACGAUGAAGAAGAGCAUGAUCAGAAACCCUACCUUCUGCAUUUGCCAGAGCACAUAAUAAUGGAGAUCUUCUGCAAAAUCCCAACAAAAACCCUCAUCCAAUGCAAGCGAGUGUGCAAGUCUUGGCGUUCUUGCCUCUCAGACCCUCAAUUCACCAAAGAACUAUUUUCGCGAACACCCGCUUGCCUCUUGGUCACUGGCGUCCGCUCGCGCUGGGGCCACUUCUUGGUCGACCUCGACAGGGCCGGGUGGCAAAACGACGUCGCCUUGAAGCUUUUCAGUAUAAGAAGUCUCCGAACUCUUUGUAUGACCAUUGUAGGCUCGUGCAAUGGCUUCCUCUGUCACUACGAAGCCCAUUUUGACUUGAGCCGUCAUCUUCACAUCUCCAAUCCAGUUACUGGUGAGUUUUUAUCUCUCCCAACACCUCCAAAUCCUGAUACACGUGACCGUUAUGGUUUUGGGUUCAGCCCCAUCAGUGAGGUCUACAAGCUAGUUCGGGUUUUGUCUCCAAACGGAAAGCCUGACCAACCUGACCAAGUAAUGGUUUUGACUGUUGGCUCUGGCAUUUGGAGAAACAUUGGGCAUCCUGCCUACUCUUUUGAUGGUGUAACUCCUCAUGGGAUUUAUAUCAAUGGGUUUCUUCAUUGGAUUGGUCACAGUAGUAGUGACUGUUCCCGUUUGGUAUGUGCCUUUGAUGUCGAAAGUGAGCAGUUCCAAGAGUUACCACUGCCCCCUUGUAUUUAUGAUCUGGAUGGAACUUAUUUUAAGCUCGGAGUAUUGAAAGGUUGGCUCUCUGUAAUUCUUAACUUGAAUGAUGAUAUCAUUGUUUGGGUGAUGAAGGAUUAUGGAAUGAAGGAGUCUUGGACUAAAGAGCACGAGUUUAAAAAUCCAGUUGGUUUUUUUGGCUUUUCAGUAUUGAAUUUUACUGAGGAAGGGCAAGUCUUGGGGUUACAUCGUAAUCGAUUGCAGGCUUAUGCUCUGGUAACAAAGGGCCUUGUGAGGGUUGAGGUUGAUCAAUUACCUUCAGUGGUUUCAGAGGCAUGGGACCUUGUUCCAAGCUUUGUUUCGCUUAAGGAUAUCGCCAGAGGGUUACAGCUUGAAGGACUUCAGGGUGUGCAUCGUGUAUGAGCGAGCCCUUUACGAUCAAUGGUGGUUUAAUGACUCCCAACUAUGAAAGUUCGAAGGAACAGAGUUGUUGCUCAGUGCAAGGAGAAAAUAGAGAAUCUGUGCAAGUAAAUCUCUUAUCCAGGAAUUAACAGAAGCAUUUUGAAGGGCAGGCAAUUUGUAUGAAAUAAGUAUUGCAAAGCAUAGGUAGGUAGCCAGUCCAAUAGUUUUUCAAUUCCCCCUUUUGUUUAUUUUUUUAAUUUUAUGCCUCUCCUAAUGAAAGGUCGAUAAAUAUCUACAAACUCACACACACACCGAUGCGGGGGGUCAAGCCUAGGACCGCUCCUAGGAAGGGGCAAAGCCCCAGCCACUGUACUGUGGUGCCCAGUCGCUCGAUUCCCUGUUUAGGCAAGUUCCUUGCUGUCCUGUCUCUUCAAGCAUAAUAUACUAUUUAAUUUUUUUGGAUU
This is a messenger RNA of Prunus dulcis (almond), 1766 nucleotides long. Its product is annotated as F-box protein At3g07870-like. Lineage: Eukaryota; Viridiplantae; Streptophyta; Magnoliopsida; Rosales; Rosaceae. The transcript has 3 exons. Gene Ontology annotation, molecular function: protein binding. The record is from RefSeq and is a predicted model, not a curated record. The coding region runs from base 136 to 1323 and encodes 395 amino acids.